Nicotiana tabacum (common tobacco) is the source of this 775-nucleotide messenger RNA. RefSeq names its product putative fatty acyl-CoA reductase 5. Gene Ontology annotation, molecular function: alcohol-forming very long-chain fatty acyl-CoA reductase (NADP+) activity. Gene Ontology annotation, cellular component: intracellular membrane-bounded organelle. Lineage: Eukaryota; Viridiplantae; Streptophyta; Magnoliopsida; Solanales; Solanaceae. Gene Ontology annotation, biological process: long-chain fatty-acyl-CoA metabolic process; suberin biosynthetic process. The record is from RefSeq and is a predicted model, not a curated record.
UAUCAAAUAUCAAGUUUUUCCACAAAAUUUAGCUGCCCAAAUUCCUUACCAAUGGAAUCAUCUAAAAUUCAACAAUCUCUAGAAGGCAAAACUAUUUUCAUUACGGGUGCCACUGGUUUCCUUGCAAAAAUUCUGGUGGAGAAAAUACUUCGGAUGAAACCAAACGUGAAAAAAUUAUACCUUCCACUAAGAGCUUCGGACACCAAAUCAGCCAAGAAACGUUUUUAUGAAGAGGCAAAACAUAUUAGGUUAUGCAGACUGAAUUGUUUAAGGUUCUAAGAGAAAAGAUAGGUGCAAAAAACCUAAACACGCUCGUAGAAGAGAAGGUAUUUCCAGUUGCUGGUGAUAUUUCAUUUGAGGAUUUUGGAAUUGAAAAUUCGGAGAUAAAAGAUGAAAUGUUCAAAGAAGUCGACAUAAUCAUAAACUCAGCUGCAACUACUAGAUUUGAUGAGAGUUGCAGAACAGUGGAUUCAUUUAUCUUGGGAUAUGGUAAAGGCAUAUUGAAUUUCUGCUUUGGUGACCCAAACACAAAAAUAGAUGCGAUUCCAGGUGAUAUGGUGGUGAACUCCAUACUAGCAGCAGUUAUAGCACAUGGAAAUCAAUAUUAUUCUUCUCAAGAAUCAAUAUAUCACAUUAGUUCUUUUGGAAAAAAUCCUCUAAAAUCUUGUGAUAUUCGAUUGUUCACGUUGUUGCGGAAAUCAAAUGUAUAUAGUAUGAAUGAGUCACAACACUAUACCAAAAAUUAUAACAGCCAUCAAAUAAUAAAUAAGACAAU